AGAGCGAGAGAGGAGGGAGAGUUCGUUUACCGGACUGAAACAAAAAAACGAAGACACAUUUUAAACCCCCCUCGGACAACAUUGUAACGGAAACUUUAAACUUUUUACCCGCCGUCGCUUGGCUACAGUGCCGGGGUCCUGGCUUUUGUUUUAGCGGCGGGGGGUGGACGAGAAUAAAAGCGGGAGUAAAAUAUCUCCGGAUCGGCAUUUUUUUCCACGCAAGAGGGGGAAUCCCUUGGCCAGUGUGUGUAUCUACUAAAGGAACAAGAGAAUGGCGGCCAACAUGUACAGAGUCGGGGAUUACGUGUACUUUGAGAACUCCUCCAGUAACCCCUACCUGAUCCGCCGGAUAGAGGAGCUCAACAAGACGGCCAAUGGAAACGUGGAGGCCAAGGUGGUGUGUCUGUUCAGGAGGAGGGACAUCUCAGGCAAUCUCAACACUCUGGCGGACAGCAACGCACGAGACUUUGAGGAGGAGUCCAAGCAGCCCACGAUAUCUGAACAGCAGAAACACCAGCUGAAACACAGGGAGCUGUUCCUGUCCCGCCAGUUCGAAUCCCUACCCGCCACACACAUACGGGGCAAAUGUAACGUCACACUCCUGAAUGAAACGGACGUGCUGGUGAGCUACCUGGAGAAAGAGGACUGCUUCUUUUACUCGCUGGUGUUCGACCCGGUCCAGAAGACGCUGCUGGCGGACCAGGGGGAGAUCCGGGUCGGCUCCAAGUACCAGGCCGAGAUUCCUGACAAGCUGGCAGAAGGGGAGUCGGACAAUCGAGUGCAGGAGAAGCUGGAGACCAAGGUGUGGGACCCGGACAACCAGCUGAAAGACCCGCAGAUCGAUCAGUUCCUGGUGGUGGCGCGGGCUGUAGGGACAUUCGCCCGUGCUCUGGACUGCAGCAGCUCCAUCCGCCAGCCCAGUCUGCAUAUGAGCGCCGCUGCCGCCUCCAGAGACAUCACACUGUUCCACGCCAUGGACACUCUUCAGAAGAAUGGCUACGACCUGGCGCGGGCCAUGUCCACACUGGUGCCGCAGGGCGGCCCGGUUCUGUGCCGGGACGAGAUGGAGGAGUGGAGCGCCUCGGAGGCCAUGCUCUUUGAAGAGGCGCUGGAGAAGUACGGCAAGGACUUCAACGACAUCCGCCAGGACUUUCUGCCCUGGAAGUCUCUGGCCAGUGUGGUCCAGUUCUACUACAUGUGGAAGACCACAGACCGCUACAUCCAGCAGAAACGGCUAAAGGCGGCGGAAGCGGACAGCAAGUUGAAGCAGGUUUACAUCCCUACAUACACCAAGCCCAACCCCAACCAGAUCAUGGCCCCUGGGAACAAGCCCGGCAUGAACGGUGCGGCAGGCUUUCAGAAAGGACUGAGCUGCGAGAGCUGCCACACCAUCCAGUCCCCGCAGUGGUACGCCUGGGGGCCUCCCACCAUGCAGUGCCGACUGUGCGCGUCAUGCUGGAUAUACUGGAAGAAGUACGGAGGCCUCAAGACCCCCACUCAGCUAGAGGGCGCUGCACGAGCCAGCACGGACACAGCCACCCGUCCACACAUGACCCGUCAGGAGGUGCAGGGCAUGUCCCCCUUCACCAGCAGCGCGGGCCGGGCCAAGCUGCUGGCCAAGAACCGACAGACCUUCAUCCUCCAGACCACCAAGCUGACCCGCAUCGCCCGGCGGGUGUGCCAGGACAUCCUGCAGCCGCGCCGCGCCGCCCGCCGCCCCUACGCCUCCAUCAACGCCAACGCCGUCAAGGCCGAGUGUAUGAUCAGGCUUCCUAAGGCUUCAAAAGCGCCUGUCAAGAACCGGCCAGUUGCUAGACCGUCCCUGGUUGCCAUCGUUAAGGAACUAGCUGUCCAGGCUCCCCUGAAACUGAAGGCUCCUCGGGGGGCCCCCACACCCAUCAACCGUAACCAGGCCAACCAGCCCCGGGGUCCCUCCAACCUGCUGGGCAAGAGGCCGUACGACAGCGUGGCAGGGCUCCCAUUUUCCACCAAUGGCAGGCCAUUCCCUUCAGGCAUGAGGACAACCUCCCAAUCUGUAAUCAAACGUCAGAAGGUCAACCCAGGAGACGCCCCCAACCCUGUGGUGUUCGUGGCCACCAAAGACACCAGAGCCCUGAGGAAACACCUCUCUCAGGCCGAAAUGAGACGCGCAGCCAGGAAACCCCACCUCCCCGUCCGGGUGAAGCUGCCACUGCCCCCCCGGCCGCUGCCCACCCCCAUCUUGCCCUCCAGCACCAGCGAGCCCAUCGUACUGGAGGACUGAGGCAUGCAGGGAGUCCCCCAGGCAGGAAGGGGGAGCAGUUUCACCUGGCAGGACGCAAACGCCAUAUUUGUAGUUCUUUCCUUUCCUUUUUGUUGUUUUUUUUUUCUCCUUUGUUGUGUUACUUCCUGAAUACCUUGUGUGCAUGCACACACAAAAACACAUACACACACACUCUCAAACACGCACAUACACUGUCUCAUGCACAAACACACACACUCACACUCAUUAGGCUUCGCUGUGUUUUUAUAAUCUGGCUUUGCUGUUAAAACCUUUUGGUUUAAUUCCUUUCAUCUUUUUUAAAUGACAGUUUUUAAAAUGUAUAAUUUAAAGCGAAUAAUAAUGGUCAUAAAAUAAUGAUGAUGAUGAAAAAGCACACUUUAUUUUUCCUCCAGGUCUGUCUAUCUUUUCCUUUUGUAAAUAUUUUCAACAUUUGAGAUGGGACAUGUUUUUUGGGAGGGGGGUAGGGAAGGGAAUUUGUAAGGAGUUAUUUGGGCGAUGCUCUGCUAUGAUUAGGUCACCCACACUUUCUCCCCACCCUCUUCAUCCACCAUAUUUCUUAUAAGAAACUGUGAAAAAACUGUACCCAUUUCUGUUUCCCACCAUCUUAUUAAUUUAGUCACUUGUGAAAGUAUCUCUUUUGUCCUCCCCUUUAGAUUUCAGGUAACCCCCAUUCGCAUGGCAGUGAAGAAGUAGCUGCCAUUGGCUUUGACUUAGAUUGGAUUUUCAUCUUCAUUUCGCUAGCCCAUCCUGGAAGACCACAGGGGGCGGGGGUGCUGGUGUUACAGACCUAAGGCCUGUGUUGCUCUUAAAUUGGAUUGGAGAAAAACAAGUUGGCAGUUGCUAGAUUUAUGGGUACUUGCAUGCCCAUGCGAUUUCAGUUGUGAGUGAAAUUAAACCUGAACACUGCUGGGGCUUAUGGUUGUGGUCUAAGUGCUGAUAACUAGCUAUUUGCUGAAGUCAUGAUCAGGAUAAAUGCAUCCCUUUGACUGGCAGUGAAUAUCAGCACCCCCCUCCCCCGGAGGCAGCGAAGGACUCAGCCCCUCCCUGGAAGCGCUUUGUUCAGCAGGGUUCAGGGCCGGAGACCCUGCUGAAUGCAUGAUUGUUAUCACACAUUAGUCACCAGGUGUCCCCUCCUGUCUCAGCUUCCCUUGUCGACCUUCACACCCUGACCACUUUGACCCCAUUAUAGGCACGCCUUCUGGACUUUUCCCAGUGUGAAGACUGCUGCGUUGGAAAACUUUAAGACAGGGAGCGUUCAGCUUUAGUGUUAUUCUCCUUUACAAUGCCAUUUUCAGUGAGUUACCUUUUCAGUGACUUAACUUUAACUUCUUUAACCUCGGUUAAGGUUAGUUGAUGUUAACGUAGAAAGAGGAAUAAUUAUAAAUGGGCAUGAUGACAGUUUUUGUUUAAAAAUGCCAUUUUGUGUAAAAGGAGACGUGGCCACCUCUAAGAGGGAAUUGAAUCGGGGAGCAUUUGCUCAGUGUGACAGCUGGACUAGACAAGAUUGGACAAGAUUUCUUGAGCUUUGAAAAAAAUAAAAAAACUGCCAAGAUUGUACAGAUUGAGGUUUGAGAUGUGCCUGUGUGCAUGGCGUAUGCAUACACUGUAAGGCUCAGUAAGGUUUGCGUGCGCCCCUAAAGCCUUUGCUGUAGGAAAGCAGGUCUCCACCUCCCACUUCUGUGGGAGAUGCGUUAAGCCAUAGCCCGUGCUGGGUGGAUGGCUCUGCUGGGUAUGUCUAAAGAUGGAUGUGCGUCUGGGGCAGUGCUUUCUGUGUUCGGAUAAGCUGGGUUCGCAGUCAGGUGAUGUAGUUAAUUAAGGAGCAGGUGGAUGUGAGGGAGUUUUGGAAGAAGUCGUGGUUCUUGAUACUUGUGUGUCUGGGACCAACAGAGGAGGGGGGGCUGGUUAUCAGUCUUUUCGGGUGACAUCAUCAGCGUUUGUUUGUUUUGGAAGGGGGUGGUGGUGGUGCUUGGAGCUCCCUGUGUGCCUAAUUCAGUACCAUCAUAUUUCACUGUUCUCACCUGGCUUAUUAAUGACCUACAGGGUGAGUUUACAGUGAAAUUUAUGUGUAAGAAGGUCCCAAGACUGAGUUAUGUGAUAUUUCUGAGGCAGAGUGAGAAUUGCACACCGAGCAGAAAAAAAUUAAUCUUUAAAAAAAAAAAA
This is a messenger RNA of Megalops cyprinoides (Indo-Pacific tarpon), 4423 nucleotides long. It is a transcript of the gene mta2, whose product is annotated as metastasis associated 1 family, member 2. Bases 272 to 2263 code for a protein of 663 amino acids. Gene Ontology annotation, cellular component: NuRD complex; nucleoplasm. The record is from RefSeq and is a predicted model, not a curated record. Gene Ontology annotation, biological process: negative regulation of transcription by RNA polymerase II. Gene Ontology annotation, molecular function: chromatin binding; histone deacetylase binding; transcription coactivator activity. The transcript is spliced from 18 exons. NCBI's taxonomy places the organism in Eukaryota, Metazoa, Chordata, Actinopteri, Elopiformes, Megalopidae.